Messenger RNA from Prorocentrum cordatum, 528 nucleotides. The record is from the annotation of a GenBank genome assembly. Lineage: Eukaryota; Dinophyceae; Prorocentrales; Prorocentraceae.
AUGAGUUUCCUGCCCGCGGUGGUCGGCCCCACCACGAGGGAGAACAACAGCACGCGGAAAGUCAUCUCCAAGAUGGUCGUCCCCAGCACCUUUACGAAGAGCGGAACGAGCGCGAUCGCCACGAUCGUCAGCGCCUCCAUGAAGAGGGUCACCAGCGCGGGCGCCAUCUCCACGACGGAAGUCGUCGUCUCCACAAACAUCAGCGGCUGCAUGAGCGUCAGCGCCUCCACAAACGUCAGCGGCUCCCUCGCAGGCGUCGUCUCCACGAACGUCAGCGGCCCCAGCACUAAAGUCAGCAGCCCCAUCACGGACGUCAGCGGCUCCACGAAUGGCAGCAGCAGGAACGCGUCCACGGCCGUCAGCAGCUGCACGAACGUCAGGGUCGGCGUCGCCCAGCCACCCCGCGACGAAGUGCAUCAGCAUCUCAACGAAGAUCUGCACCCUCGCAUCAAGGAUGAACGGCUCCGCCAUGGAAACCGCCCCCAGCACCACGAGGAAGAGGAACGGGAGCAACGAAGGCAGAAAUAA